Messenger RNA from Salvia miltiorrhiza (redroot sage), 1435 nucleotides. RefSeq names its product probable protein phosphatase 2C 25. The transcript has 4 exons. Gene Ontology annotation, molecular function: protein serine/threonine phosphatase activity; cation binding. The record is from RefSeq and is a predicted model, not a curated record. The coding region runs from base 314 to 1315 and encodes 333 amino acids. Gene Ontology annotation, biological process: protein dephosphorylation. Lineage: Eukaryota; Viridiplantae; Streptophyta; Magnoliopsida; Lamiales; Lamiaceae.
GCUGCAAUAGAUUAUGAUAUCUUAUACAAAUGAAAUGAGCCAAACAGGCAAUAGAAAAUUAGGAGCAAAUAGACACGCUUUAGUUUGGGGGGCAAAGGACUAAAAAGAUGGUCAAAUUAUAUCGUGUAUGAAUUCCACCAUUAGUCAUAAACUUAAGAAAGAAGUUGGACUAAACCAAAAAAUAACAAAAUAAUUUACAAAUAGAAUAAGAGCACUCAUUCAACGCGGAGUAUACACUCGUUCAUUGACUCCACUUAACCUUAUAUCAUUCGUUCCAACGUUAACCACUCACAAAUUACUUAGAAAAAAGAAGAUGUCUUCUUGCACAGUUGCACUCUCGAAUUCACCGGUUUUCUCUCCAUCAUCAUCGUCAUCAUCAUCUUCAUCUCCUCGCCUCGCUUGGCUCAACAAGCCACGUGACAGGAUCAGGGCGUUGGCCGGCGGCGAACCAUCGCCGCUCUUGAAGAGGAAGAGGCCGGCGAGGCUGGAUAUUCCGGUGGUUGCGGUGACGGAGAGGGAGGUGGCGGCGGUCCCCGAAGUGGCGGAGGUGGAGGGAGAUGGUUAUUCAGUUUGUUGCAAGAGAGGGAGGAAGGAUGUGAUGGAGGAUCGAUUCUCUGCUGUUCUUCACCAAAAUCAGGCGUUUUUUGGUGUAUUUGAUGGACAUGGAGGCGCGAGUGCCGCAGAGUUUGCAGCUGAGAAUUUGGAGAAGAAGAUUAUAAAUGAGCUGGAAAAAAGCGACGAAAUUGAGGCGGCUGUGAAGGGUGGAUACUUAGCCACAGAUGCCGAAUUCCUAAACAAAGAUGUUAGAGGUGGAGCGUGUUGUGUGACGGCGCUGAUCAAGAACGGCAAUCUCGUGGCGUCCAACGCCGGCGACUGCCGCGCAGUUGUCAGCAGAGGCGGCGCCGCGGAGGCCCUCACCUCCGAUCACCGCCCCGGCCACCGGGAAGAUGAGAGGGAAAGAAUCGAGAAGCUGGGUGGUUUUGUGGAACGGCGUAACGGCGUUUGGAGAGUCCUAGGAUCUCUAGCUGUUUCUAGAAGCAUCGGAGAUCGAUAUCUCAAGCAAUGGAUCACAGCAGAGCCUGAGACUAGAGUCAUCAAACUUGAACCAGAUCAUGAGUUUCUUAUCCUAGCUUCUGAUGGAUUGUGGGAUAAGGUGAAUGAUCAAGAAGCUGUAGAUAUUGCUCGCCCUCUUUGCAUAGGUGUCGAAAAGCCUCAGCCGUUGGCAGCUUGUAGGAAGCUUGUUGAUCUCUCUGUUUCUAGAGGAUCUGCUGAUGAUAUUAGUGUCAUGAUUGUUCAUCUUGACAGAUUUUGUUAACUUUUAGGACUACCGACUCUAGAUCAAGUAGACUUAUCUUGUGACAUUGUUUUGGAUGGAGUUUUCACGAUUCAUAGUGUACAUAUAUCUUAUACAUGUAAAUGAUAUGAUAUUCCGUUA